AUGUCUGGACGCAGCGCAUAUGUGAGAAAAAAGAUUACGGAGCCGAAGUCCGGCGUCAAGUCUUCCGGCAACCCGCGGGUUCAUGAGCAUGAUGACCUCUCCUCCAUCAGCGAUGCCGGACCUCCAGGCACCGGCUACGGCACGACAACUGCACGGUUUCUACGGUUCUCGGAGUCGAUACGAGAAGAUGAGAUAGCACGAUACCGCACGCAAGCUACCACCCUCAGCGAUCAGAGUAGCGAAGGACACAGUGCUGGGAGUGAGGCAGGAAGGCGAGAAGGUGGUGGCAAUCCGCAGCACAGAGGGCCAAUGCCCGAUUUUGCGUACGCUAGAGCGAGGAAGCCUGUGCUGCGGACCGAGGAUGUAUCGGGCAUCGAGCGAUCCGGCUUCCGGAGCGCCGUGGACAAGAAGAGCGACGAAUUCCGCAAAGGUCUGACCAAGGCCUUCACUUUCGGGGCCAAGAAGAAGAAAGCUGCCGACACGCCUUUCCGACCCGGAUCCUCCACCACGUCUAGAAACCAGAACGAUGGCGAUUUCUUCGACACAAGCGAGGCACCCGUCAUACCUUUGCAGAGCCCACAACACCGGGUGUGGGAUCCCGAAUACCAGCAGAUGAUCUCGCCACCGCCGGCUAUGAAGCUACCGCCGAUCCCCCCGCCGUCGUCGGCGCCGCCCUUCAAGCGUUGGGUCGGCGCCGGGAAGCCCGCUCAGCGAUGGAACAAGCUCCGAAAGGACCCGGAGCUAUGGGACCUCAAUGGUGACGUUUUGGUCUUCUUUGGGCGCAAGGGACAGCUUCCGCGGCCGAAUCCGUCACUCCGUGUGUCGUCUCGAAUCAUAGAAGCGACCGAGUCGCGCUUCCUCAUCACCCUCCUUCGUGAAGGGGCUACGGACGACGAAUACGCGCCGCAAGUGCCCGUGCCCCUCUCACCCAUAGGUGCGCCGCCGACGCUGCUACGGCCGCAUGGCUCGUAUUCGCAGGCUGGAUACCGAAAUGGCCAGCCGACCCCCCCAAUCUCGGAAGACGCUAGCUUGACAGACACAGAUGGCCAGAUUUCAUACGAGAUGUACUUCCCGACGCCGCCGAACUUGAGCAAGCUCGAGGCACACCGACACGCGAUCACGACGCGCAACGUCUUUGCACUUCUCUACCAUGCUUCUCUAGUCGGUCUAUCACUCUUUCAGGCGCUGUCAGACCUUCUCGCACGCCUUACGGCGUACAUGCCUCCAGAGACCGACAACGUCGGCAACAUAAUAAAGUAUCUGACGGUCCGCGGCAUCGACGACGCCCGGAACGACCCGGAAAUUGCGGUAUCUCUACUGGCAUGGUCGGAGUCCUCGGAAGUGCGGUGGGAGGGAGGAUGGUGUGAGGCGUUCGCGCACUGCGGCGGGAUGUAUUCGCGACUGGAGAUCUGCGCAGACUUCAAGAACGUGACCCCGAUCACACGGGCCCUGCUCGAACGCACUUGCCUCGAGGUACAGCUUCGCGUGCAGGCCGCGGAAGGGCGACUUGCGGAAUUCUCUUUCGAAGACAUCUGGCCGACGACGGGUCCGGCUGCACACGGGGCCGCUCGGAACGCAGCUGACCGCCUGCAGCAGUUCCUCGUCGGCCAUUUUGCCAAGAAGUAUGGCGACUGGCCACCUCCUGAUUCGGGGGCGAGGACAGCAGACGGCGAAGAGAUGUGGCUGACGAGGACGAUGGCAAGGCAGAUGGAGAAGGAUUUCGGCUCUCUGUACGACUACCUCGUCAAUCGAGAUAUCGUGUGGGACGAGUCCGAGACCCGGAGCAGCCGAAAAUGGAUGAUGGUAUCCGAGAAUGGCGACAAGUCCUUCGACCCAGAUACCCCUGACCUUCCCCUUACAGACAUGCUCAUCGAGUUCGACAACCGGAUGAGAUUCCCCCACAUCCCCCACCCCUAUCCUCUCGUCCCCGAGUCGAUACCGCCAAUCAUGUCGCCUCCGUCUAGUUCGGCGCGCGAGCGGUCCAAAAAGGACAAGAGUAAUGUAAAUAACACGAAGCAGGGAGGCGACGACCGCAUUGUUGAGCGUAGAGCCCAGCUAGCCUACACCGAAGCGACAAACAUAUACAUUCUAGGAUCCGACUUCUUGCAGACGGACCUGAUCGAAGGCUUCGUGAAAUUUGAGAAGGCAGACCACAUCGGCACCGUCGACCCGUUCGUGGCUCGUCGCGGCCGGUGGGUGCUCAUUUACGGUAUCCUGCAGACGAUCGCGAGCGUGGCGGUCGACUCGCCCGACAUCCACUACCGGGAGAAUGUGUCUUACCACCUAUCGCCACGCUUCAAAGGCGCGAAGGCGCCUCCGUGGAAGGGGGCCUCCAGGCCCGCUGCCGAGGCCGGCCAUGAGCUUUCACAUUGCUGGGCUGCGCCACGCACUUGGCACAGCGGUAGCGAUGGCGCCGACUCGGACACGUCGGCUAACUCGGUCGUCGGCGGUUCCGACCCCGUGUUGCGCAUGAUGAUGCGCGCGAAGGCUCGCCAAUUCCCGCGACCGCCCCAGACGGUCGCGAGCCGGUCAAGCAGUGGCGGGUGGGGGAGCACGUCGCGAAGCGGCCGUCCCAGCACCUCGGCUGGUACACCCGGGCCCGCCACGCCGACGAUGGCCACGACAUGGGGGGGUUCCUCCACUAUGAGCGUCGGGGCGGCCUCGGACAACACCAACUAUAGCUCGUGGCCCAUGUCGGCGACGGAGGUAGCAGCGGGUCACCAGGCCUCGCAGGGACGGGGAAGCGGGAGUAGUGGCAAUAACAAGGCUGAACGCGCAGGACGUGCCACCGCCACUCUCGGUUCUGCCGCGAGCCCGCGACGGAUCGAGGACCCUAAGUGGCUGCCGCCGCCGCUAAGCAUACAUCGGAUGAACCCGCCCGCGCCACUGGACCUCCAUCUGGAGACCACACGGACGGGCGAGUUCCUCGACGUCACCUUCAGUCCCAACAGCCCGAGCGGAAGUGGUGGCGGCAUCGGUCCUGCCCUGAGUCCCGGUAGCUCAGACGGUCCGGGCCCCGUCAUUCGAGACUUCGACGAGCUCGAGUGCGUGGACGAGGAAUACAGUUAG
This is a messenger RNA of Durotheca rogersii, 3069 nucleotides long. RefSeq lists its product as uncharacterized. The coding region runs from base 1 to 3069 and encodes 1022 amino acids. Lineage: Eukaryota; Fungi; Ascomycota; Sordariomycetes; Xylariales; Xylariaceae. The transcript has a single exon. The record is from RefSeq and is a predicted model, not a curated record.